AUGCCCCUUUCACAUCCCCUACGCUCUCCUGACCAUCUCGGGCCUCUCAAGUCGCGACGAGGUUGCAAAGCAUGCAAGGCCCGAAAGGUCAAAUGCGGCGAAGAGAAGCCUAGCUGUCGACGGUGUCUCGCGAGAAGAUACAAAUGCGAAUACGCCACCUCCACGAACGAUUCCUACGCCGCGGCCGCAUCAACCACGUCUAUCCUCAAUCUCCCCAUCUCCCCAUCUCCAAACACUGUAUGGCGAGAGCGUCGCGCUUUCGCUUAUUAUUUUGAACAUGCGGCCCCGUACCUAGGUGGGGGACUUGACCAGGACUUUUGGGCCCGUGUCGUCCCCUGGGCCUGUCGUACCGAGCCUGCCAUCUGGGAUGCCGUGAAUGCAAUCAGUACCUUGUUUGAAUACCCUGAUAUGUGCCAUGACUUCGUAUUCCUUAGCCUGCGACACGAAAUGUCUCCUGCGCUCAACCCGAAGCAGAGCGAGGCCCUGUGCUGGUACUCGCGCUCGUUGUCGAAGAUUCGCACCCAGAUUAACCGUGGUAGUGUUGAUGCACAAGUUGCCUUGAUUAGCUGUGUGCUAUUUGUAUGUAUAGAGACGUUGCAAGGCCAUGUGGAAGAGGCCCUGCAACUCUAUAACCAGGGGAUCAAGCUUAUACUCGACUUACGUGCUAAAUCCUCCAGUUUCCAGGCAACUCUACUUGAAGGUACUCUCGCUCCUCUGUUCAUGCGCCUCGGGUCAGCUGCUUUGUCGAUUUCAGGGACGUCGAUAUGUGAUCUGUUCAGCGAUAUCAACAACGGAGAAACGUACAAUUUUACGUCGCUGGGUUCCGCUCGAGAUGCGCUCAUACCACUUUCGGCUCAGGUCCAAAUUCUGGAAAGGGAAUCAGGAAGCAACCCAUUCAUCGGCCUUGAAGCGAAAAUCACCCCUAAGCUCAUAGCGAAACGAAGUCGACUCCAAGAGGCCCUUAGACGCUGGUGUUGCGCUUACAACGACCUCACGCAAAAGUUGCAAAGCACGAGCCCACCUCCCAUGAACUCGAAUCCCUCAAUCCAAGCCUUGCUUAUCAUGUACCACACCACGUUGUCUAUGAUAACGUCAACUUGUCUGGAACGCAGUGAAACAGUCUAUGAUGCCCACCUUCCCAGCUUCCGCCUCAUUGUAGAACAAGCGACCAUUGCACUCGACAAUUCAGCUAGUCCAAAUGGAACCCAGCCUGCCUUCACGUUUGAACUUGGCGUUGGGUUACCUCUCUUCUGGACGGCCAUGGAAUGCCAUGAUCCAGCUCUGCGGCGAAAGGCGCUCGAACUCCUGCGCAAAUCACCACCAGUGCAAAGCUUCUACAAAUGCGCAACUGGGUUGAUGCUUGCGGGAAAGAUCAUCGAGCAGGAAGAGGCGCUCAGCAGGAGCAUACUUCGGCAAAGAGCACGGCAGUCUGGGGAUAGCAUCGCCUCAAAUACAUCAGAGGAUGAUAUCGAGGUGACAGAGAUCCCCGAGGAAGCACGAAUCCAUCACUACGCUGUCUUUCGGCCGCGCGAUCAACCAUUCUUACUCGGUCCACACGAUGUUUCCAAAUGGAAUAAGGGCCCAGAGCAGCUAUUCAUGAGGUAUACACGGUAUCGAAGGGACCCCAAUGACGAGUCGGUUUUGCACUUGCUUGAUGAAUGUGUGUCCAUGGACUGA
This is a messenger RNA of Aspergillus puulaauensis, 1677 nucleotides long. Its product is annotated as Zn(II)2Cys6 transcription factor. Gene Ontology annotation, biological process: regulation of DNA-templated transcription. Gene Ontology annotation, molecular function: DNA-binding transcription factor activity, RNA polymerase II-specific; zinc ion binding. The coding region runs from base 1 to 1677 and encodes 558 amino acids. Lineage: Eukaryota; Fungi; Ascomycota; Eurotiomycetes; Eurotiales; Aspergillaceae. The transcript has a single exon. The record is from RefSeq and is a predicted model, not a curated record.